Messenger RNA from Cornus florida, 750 nucleotides. RefSeq names its product F-box/kelch-repeat protein At3g06240-like. Bases 1 to 750 code for a protein of 249 amino acids. Lineage: Eukaryota; Viridiplantae; Streptophyta; Magnoliopsida; Cornales; Cornaceae. Gene Ontology annotation, molecular function: protein binding. The transcript has a single exon. The record is from RefSeq and is a predicted model, not a curated record.
AUGGCUUGGUUUCGUUGCUGCUUUUAUGGGGAAGAAGAAGAAAGCAGACAAAGCAAUGAGAUGACGAAGGCAACAAAGAGUACAACAUUAAUGCCUUACAUUCCUCAUCAUCUCCUUGUCCAAAUACUAUUAAAAUUGCCUGUCAAGUCUCUGAUACGAUUCAAGUGUGUUUCCAAGUUAUGGCUUUCUUUAAUCUCUGACUCUCGCUUCACUAGAAAUCACCUCAAUCAAUCAAUCAAUCACAAAGGAAUACUCAUACUCAAUUCCCAUCCGGGUAGCCAUCAUGUAUACACUGCAGACCUUGGAACAGCACACAAGGACAUUGUAGCUGAGAAGAUUGAUAAUAUUCUUGACAUGGAGACGGUGUUGCUCGAGAUCAUUGGUAGUUGCAAUGGAUUGGUAUGCAUGAAGUUUUUAUUACGUGUCUCAUAUGUAAUAUUCAAUCUCUCGACAAGGGAGUCCAAGCAAAUACCAUAUUGUGAUUUGCGUCCUUAUGAAGCUUAUAACAGAUAUAGAUAUGGAUUUGGAUAUGACAGUUGCUCUAAUGAUUACAAACUGGUGCAAUUAGGCAGAUGUAGCGUCUAUGUAUAUUCAUUGAGAGCUGGUUCCUGGAAGAAGGUCCAAGACUAUGUUAAAAACAGUUUUUAUGUUGAAGACAUGAGUUCUUAUCCUUCGCUUUGGUGGCUGACAAACUCUCAGAAAUUCCCUUGCCUAGUUUCUUCACCAAUGUUCAUAAUAUGUGCCCAAUAG